AUGACUCAAGGUUUUUCUGAGAUCACUGCAAUCUGCACCGGCCUGAUUGGACUGAUUGGUGCGUCUGCUACGACUGGCUCGCCAAUGUGGAAGGUCACAGUUUCCAGUGGAGAAAACAAAACUGACAUGGAGAGACGCUGGGGAUUGUGGAUGAACUGCUACAGUCAGGCAAACGUCAGGAUGCAGUGUAAGGUGUACGACUCCUUGUUGCAUUUGUCUCCUGAUCUGCAAGCUGGAAGAGGCCUAAUGUGCUGUUCAGUAGCCUUGCCAGGGUUAGGGCUAUUGUUCGCUCUAGCAGGAAUGAAAUGCAUUCCUUGGUUUCAGAAUAUCAAAUGGGUUAAAAAUACGAUCCUAAUGGUUGCUGGAGGAAUACAGUUCAUGGCCUGCAUCUGCAUUUUUAUACCUGUGUCAUGGACUGGUCAUGUCAUCUUAAGGGAUUUGUACAAUCCACCACUGACAGAUACCCAAAAAAGAGAAAUGGGAGGAGCCCCCUACAUCGGUUGGGUUGCUGGAACUUUCCUCUUUGCCUUAGCCUUGCUUUUUACCUGCAAAUGUUUCCCCUCAGACAACAAACCAACUAUGACAAGCUAUCACCCCGUCUCAACCCUCAAGACGUAUCCAUGUUUGGAGAUCAACGGCUUGGCUGUGCCCUCAAUCGAGCGACUGUGUGGGGUGGAGGUGGUGGUAGUGGUGGGGGUAUUCGGCAGUGUCAAAUCAGCCAAAGGCACAUGCAGUUAG
This is a messenger RNA of Xiphophorus maculatus (southern platyfish), 738 nucleotides long. RefSeq names its product claudin-8-like. Gene Ontology annotation, molecular function: structural molecule activity. Gene Ontology annotation, cellular component: plasma membrane; bicellular tight junction. The transcript is spliced from 2 exons. NCBI's taxonomy places the organism in Eukaryota, Metazoa, Chordata, Actinopteri, Cyprinodontiformes, Poeciliidae. The record is from RefSeq and is a predicted model, not a curated record. Gene Ontology annotation, biological process: cell adhesion; bicellular tight junction assembly. Bases 1 to 738 code for a protein of 245 amino acids.